UAUUGCUUUGCAUGAUUUAUGGUUUGACGCAAUAUGUCCGAAUGUCUCAUGCCAGGGAUUCUCAACCCGCACAGACACAGGCGAAGAUCCAUCAAGUUGUUCUGCACGUCAGGGGUCAAUGACAUCGGAAACUCUCUCUUUUACUGCAAAGAGGCAGUUCGACAUUUUGUGAAUGCACUCGCUACCGUUUGUCCCUACACCCGCAUCAAGGCGGACGAUGUUGUACUUGCAUGAGCUCAAUCGCUUGGCGGGAUCACGGGUUGAUGCCAACUUUGUGUCCGCUGGGUACAUGUCGGACAUGCACUCAUUCGUUCUCUUUCUGCCUGCACCGCUGUAUUUCCAUGCAUAUUUCCGUGGUCAUUCGAUGUUACAAUUGAUGUUACAUACCCAAUGCUGUCCUGUGAGCCAGAUAGAUGAAACCAUGUGGGCGUUAACAGUAAAGUACAUACAUAUAUAGGUAAAAUAGACAUGUGCUUGAGUAUUAUACAAUGGGAACGUCGUACAUGGACGAGAAGAAGUCAUCAAUAAAUUCGCU
Aspergillus welwitschiae is the source of this 535-nucleotide messenger RNA. RefSeq lists its product as uncharacterized. Bases 173 to 457 code for a protein of 94 amino acids. The record is from RefSeq and is a predicted model, not a curated record. The transcript has a single exon. Lineage: Eukaryota; Fungi; Ascomycota; Eurotiomycetes; Eurotiales; Aspergillaceae.